This is a messenger RNA of Orycteropus afer afer, 1218 nucleotides long. It is a transcript of the gene NMUR2, whose product is annotated as neuromedin U receptor 2. Gene Ontology annotation, biological process: G protein-coupled receptor signaling pathway. Gene Ontology annotation, cellular component: plasma membrane. Gene Ontology annotation, molecular function: neuromedin U receptor activity. The record is from RefSeq and is a predicted model, not a curated record. NCBI's taxonomy places the organism in Eukaryota, Metazoa, Chordata, Mammalia, Tubulidentata, Orycteropodidae.
AGAGGAAGCUCAAGUCUCCGGAUUUGAGUUUCAGCGAUGGAAAAAGGUGAGAAUGCUUCUUGGAUACACCAGCUGGAGCUGGAAAAUUCACUCAAGAAAUAUUUGAACAGCACGGAGGACUACUUGACUUUUCUCUGUGGGCCUCGGCGCAGUCACCUCUUCCUCCCCAUGACUGUAGUGUAUUCACUGAUUUUUGUGGUCGGAGUCUUUGGCAAUCUCCUCGUGUGCCUGGUGAUUCUGCGACACCAGACAAUGAAGACACCCACCAACUACUACCUUUUCAGCUUGGCUGUCUCAGACCUCCUGGUCCUGCUCCUUGGAAUGCCCUUGGAAAUCUAUGAGAUGUGGCAUAACUACCCCUUCUUAUUUGGGCCAGUGGGCUGCUACUUCAAGACAGCCCUCUUUGAGACUGUGUGCUUCGCCUCUAUCCUCAGCGUCACCACGGUCAGCGUGGAGCGCUAUGUGGCCAUCCUUCACCCGUUCCGCGCUAAACUGGAGAGCACGCGGCGGCGGGCACUCAGGAUCCUCGUGGUGGUCUGGGGCUUCUCGAUCCUUUUCUCUCUACCCAACACCAGCAUCCAUGGCAUCAAGCUCCAAUACUUCCCCAAUGGGUCCUUCGUUCCUGGCUCUGCCACCUGCACAGUCAUCAAGCCCAUAUGGAUCUACAACUUCAUCAUUCAGGUCACCUCCUUCCUCUUCUAUGUCCUCCCCAUGACUGUCAUCAGCGUCCUCUAUUACCUCAUGGGGCUCAGACUAAAAAAAGACCAAUUCGUUGAGGCAGAUGAGAUGACUGCAAAUUUCCAGAAACAUUCCAGGAAGUCAGUCACCAAGAUGUUAUUUGUCUUGGUCUUAGUAUUUGCUAUCUGUUGGACCCCAUUCCACAUUGAUCGACUCUUCUUCAGCUUUGUGGAGGAGUGGACUGAAUCCCUGGCUGCUGUGUUCAAUCUCAUCCAUGUGGUGUCAGGUAUCUUCUUCUACCUGAGCUCAGCUGUCAACCCUGUUAUCUAUAACCUGCUGUCUCGCCGCUUCCGGGCAGCCUUCCGGAACAUGAUGUCUCCAUGUAGACAGUGUCAUUCUCAACAUCCCUCACAGGGCCCACCUACCCAGCGGAACACCUUGCUGACAGAAUGCCACCUUAUGGAGCUGAUUGAAGAUUCAGUGCCCCAGUUCCCUAAUCAGUCAUCCUCCUGCAAUUCCCACAUUUCCACAGCCCUCUGA